GGCAACCCCAGACGGCCGCUCCCGCUGAUGUCUCCGAGGGAACGGGCCGCGCCGCCCGCCGCCGUUGUCAGGCGAGCGCGAUAAACGGCCGCUGCGGCCCCGGUGUCGCCAUGGCGGGGCCGCUGCGGGCCGUCUACGAGGGGAAGUUCACCGACAGGUUUCCCGAGCUGCCCGCUGCUGGAAAGUUACUUCCCACUGGCGGAACGGCUGCGAGUUGCUUCACUGAGGUUUUACCCAGGCCCAUUACUCCAACUACUGUGAGAAAGUUUCGAAAUACGACAAAUCCGGCUCCUGGCAUUGAAAGAAUAUUCUACGGCAGAGCAGAUGAUCCUGACAUUGCAGCUCACUUGACACAUGGCAUUGCGUCAUGUUCUUCACUCAGUGCAGCUUCAUUGAUAAAUCCACUUCCUAAAACUAAUUUUCAACAAAAAAUACAAGACAAAAAAGAAGCAAUCUACUUCAGUAAUCGUGAAGCAUCCUUGGGCAGAUCACAUGAUCAAUCUUCUAUGUUACCUGAGGGCUUGGAUAUAAUUAAUACUACAUUUGGAAAAAAAGUCAUUCAAGAUGUGUCAGCUGGAGAACUUAUAAAUCCACCAAAAACUUUUGAGGAAGUGGAUAAAGAAGCCAGAGAAGGACAUGACCUGUACAUUGUGUCACACAAUGAUUAUUAUGUGGGAGAACCAAUAAAUAGGAAAUAUGACUCACCAAACUUCAGCAAGUCUUUUGUUUAUGGAAUAGAAACCCCCCACUUCAAAGAUGGGCGAAGUGUUUCAAAAUCAUUAAAAUGGCUCAAUGAUCUACAAUCGAAGACAGAAGCAAAAAUUGUAUCAAAACAAAGUGAUGGUUUCAAGGGAAAAUUUCAGCCUCAGCUUGGAAAAGGCCUUGAUCCUAUAGCAGAAACUAUGAAAGUUCCCCCAGGCCGUACAUUUGGAAUGUUACUUCGUCCAGAUGAAUAUGGAGUUGGUGAUCUUCUUCACUACUGGGUUCCACAUGAGUUCCUCUGUGGUAAAGACCAAGAGAAAGCUGUCUUGACUGCAGUUCGGCAAAGUUUGAAGAAAGACAACUAUGAGAAUUUUGACAUGUUACUGGAAGCAUUCAGGCAUUAUGAUAAGAACGCUGAUGGAAUGAUAGACAAGGGUGACCUACGGAAGUCCUUUUUUCAGCUUAAUCUUAAUCUAGAUGAUGAGCUCCUGGAUUCCUUAUUUGACUAUUGUGAUUUGGAUAAAGAUGGUCUGAUUAAUUAUCUGGAGUUUGCAAACUUUCUGAACUGGAAAGACAAAAUGGCUAUUAAAGAGUUUGAAGAAAAAAUAAUUACAAAAGGGAAAAAAUUAGAUGCUCCUGUUCUGCCUCAAGACACAAAGAUAAAUGAUGAGCCACUGCUGAAACAGGAAGAUCUUUUGUUAAAAGAACCAGGAAGCUCAGAAAAGACACCAAAAAAGCUUAAAAGAUCAACAGAUCAUGUAUUUGCAAACUAUCAAGCAACUUCUUCGCAGUAUAAUGCUGUAGUAGGUGGUCUCCCAACAACCUGCUAUCCAGUGUGUGGUGUUCCAACUGUUCGUUCAGAUAUUCCUGCUCCUCAAAUUCGCCGCAUCAGUGACAGAACUAAUUAUGGUGAUCAGGGCAAUGCUUAUGCAUUAUUGUUCCCUUCUGUCUUCAAUCAAAAGGGAGUGUAUGAAAGCGAUCUUUUAAAAACAAGACCAAAAGCAGAGAUUGCACAAAUUCUCCACAAUAUUGGUGUGAACAUUUCAGAUGAAAGGUUUGAAGAGCUAUGGAAGCAAGCCUGUAUGAAACACCAGAAAGAAGAGGUUUGUGUAGAAAGCAUCAUGAAUGUACUGGAUGAGAUACAUGGAUCACACACAAAAAAUACUUGCUAAUUUUAGGGUUUGGGAAUUGCAUUUAUUUAAAGUGAUGUCAGUCAUAAUUCUGAUGCUGAAUACAAUGAAUAUUUUCAACAACGUGUAUUUACAGAAAUGGAGUCCACUGUUUUUUCUUUCUUAGUAGUGGGUUCACCACAUAUAUAUGAAUCUUGCUGCUAUCAUUGCAGUUAGUAGGAACGGAUAUCAAUAGGAAUAAAAGAGGAUACGAAAUGUUUGUAAACAGAACGCAAACGUUUAUAUUGUAUUUUUUUUUAGCUUUCUUACAGUGUUUCUAAGACUAAUAAUGCUUUGGACAUAUUUUGCAUUUUUAGGGUUUUUUUUCUUUUAUAAAUGGAAGGACACUUUUGAAAAUACUUAAGAUAAAUGCUUUAGAUAUGCAGGACCUCUUAAAGAUUAUGAUCAUAGAAUGGCACCUUGCCUUGCUUAUAAUAUUGUGUGAUUUCUUGUCAACAAAAUGGUAGCUAACAGAGAUCAGGUUGCGGUAAGUUUUUAAAAGUUUAUGUGAGAAAGUAGUUUACAGUAAGAUACUAAGGAAGCUACGUAGUCAUGGGAUCUAAAGUGUUGUCAUAAAAUAGAUUCUUUGAGAACCAAUGGAUUAAGAAGUGCAAAAAUAAAUACCCAAUUGUGUGGCAGAAGGCUCAUAUUCUUUAUGCAAGCUUAUGGCUAUUUGGUAGUAGUAUUCAACUUCACCCAAAAAAAGAACGCAUAUUUAGAAGUGUAUGUGCACAUUACAUAAAAAACACAGGCUAGGUAGUCAGAAAAGUUUAGGAGGGCUUUCAAAGAGCUAACUGUUCACCUGUGGUCAAUGCAGUUUCUUGGGAAGAGGGAUCUUGAGGAUCAUUAUGGAAAUCUCAGUGAAUAUAUAUGAAGUAUAAACAAUGGAAAGCAAGUAAUACUAAAAUUGGCAACUGUGAAUCGGAAUGUUCACUCCACCUACAGUACUGAGCUUGGUAUAAAACAAAUGGAAAUUGUUUGCUAUUGAUAGUGAGAAUGAUUACUUUUAAAGUUUUCCACAGUAAUUGAACAAUGAAAUCUUAAUAUUCAGGAUUUCAGGAAGGAUUUAACUUUGACACCUGUUGGUGCUUUAAAUACCUUAGUAAGAUUUGAAGGAUGUUGCCAGUCAAAAGUUGUACUGAAUUCUACAAUCUAAGUAAAGAUGCAAUAUAUUUUAAAUACUAGGAACGCAUGUGUAAUAUCAGCUUAAAAGUUUCAUUGUAAUGCUUUACUCACCUCAUUGUUAAGAUUCUUUUGCCAGUGUUCUAGGAACUUGUAAUUUACUAGCUUGUUACAUGAGAUCCACAAAUCAGUUUAUGUUCUUUACUUGCAGUGUGGGCUUUCCUUUGCCCCAGCGUGUGGAAGGGCCCUAGCAGUACGGACAUUGUUUGCCAAAAUGGCAAUAUCCAGAUGAGCUAGUCUCUUACUGUUUGGUGUGUUCAGGUCCAGUUCCUCCAGUGGUUAUUGAUAAAAAUUCUUCUUUAUCAAUACACACUGUAUUAAUGGUACAAUAUUAUUGUAGCUUUAAUAGUAGCUGUCUUACAUGAAGUAGAAAGAAUUUGCUUUCUGGUAUCUCCAAGGGAGCAGGUGGUGGA
Molecule: messenger RNA, 3466 nt
Organism: Falco peregrinus (peregrine falcon)
Lineage: Eukaryota; Metazoa; Chordata; Aves; Falconiformes; Falconidae
Gene: EFHB
Product: EF-hand domain family member B
Exons: 13
Coding region: 111-1874 (587 amino acids)
Molecular function (GO): calcium ion binding
Source: RefSeq, a predicted model, not a curated record